Suncus etruscus (white-toothed pygmy shrew) is the source of this 3204-nucleotide messenger RNA. It is a transcript of the gene MIDN, whose product is annotated as midnolin. Gene Ontology annotation, cellular component: nucleus. The record is from RefSeq and is a predicted model, not a curated record. The transcript is spliced from 9 exons. Gene Ontology annotation, molecular function: protein binding. NCBI's taxonomy places the organism in Eukaryota, Metazoa, Chordata, Mammalia, Eulipotyphla, Soricidae. Bases 434 to 1960 code for a protein of 508 amino acids.
CACAAGCGGACUCGUGGCGACCUCGCACUGGAUGCGCCCGGUGACGGCGGCGGCGGCGGCGGCGGCUGUUGCUAAGGGAGGGGACGCGCCGGGGAAGCGCGCGCGGCCCGAGCGGCGGACAGACCGACGGACGGGCGGGCGGGCUGACGAGCAGGCUCCGAGUCGGACCCUCCCCCGCGCCUCGCCGCUUGACCCCGCACCCCCGGAAGGGGCCCCCGAUCCCCCGAAGCGACCUCGGAGCGCCCCUCGGAUUCUGGAUUCCUGAUCCGCCUUUCCACUCACUCUCGGGACCUUCCGCCUCCCGCCGAGGAGCCCCCGCAACUCCGUGUCGCACCCGGCUAGGGUCCCCCCCAACGCCUCCCGAGGACCGCGUUUUCGGGGAGCCCCGCCGUUUGGACCCCAGCAAAGCACCCCAGAGCGCGCGGGCCCGGGGAUGGAGCCGCAGCCCGGCGGCGCCCGGAGCUGCCGGCAGCGCGGGGCCCCCGGCGGCGGCGUUGGCGGCGCGCCCCCCUGCGAACUGGGGCCGGCGGUGGAAGGGGCGCCCAUCAGCCUGGCCAUCCACAGCACGACGGGCACCCGCUACGAGCUGUCGGUGCCCCCCGACGAGACGGUGGAGGGGCUGCGCAAGCGGCUGUCCCAGCGCCUCAAAGUGCCCAAGGAGCGCCUGGCCCUGCUGCACAAAGACACCCGGCUGAGCUCGGGGACGCUGCAGGAGUUCGGCGUGGGGGAUGGGAGCAAGCUGACACUCGUGCCCACCGUGGAGGCGGGCCUCAUGUCUCAGGCCUCCAGGCCGGAGCAGUCGGUGAUGCAGGCGCUGGAAAGUCUCACCGAGACCCAGCCCCCAGCAGCGCCCAGGCCGGGCUGGGCUGGCGGAGGCGGCUUCCGGAAAUACCGAUUCCUUUUAUUUAAGCGUCCGUGGCGCCGUCAGGGAGCCCAGAGCCCAGAGAGGGGCGGCGAGAGGCCCCAGGUCAGUGACUUCCUGUCAGGCCGCUCGCCGCUGACCCUGGCCCUGCGCGUGGGGGACCACAUGAUGUUUGUGCAGCUCCAGCUGGCGGCCCAGCACGCCCCCCUGCAACACCGCCAUGUCCUGGCUGCUGCUGCUGCGGCCGCCGCCCGCGGGGACCCUGGCGUGACGGCCACCCCCGUGUCCUCCUGCCGGCCUGUGGCCAGCGCCGCCCGCGUCCCCCCGGUGCCCACCAGUCCCACCUCUGCGUCCCCCUCGCCUGUCACAGCUGGUACCUUCCGAUCCCACUCAGCCCCGACCACCUGCCCCGAGCAGAUGGAGUGUUCGCCUCCCGCCAGCUCCGGUAUUGGUCCCACCGUCACCCCGGGGAGUAGCGCGGCCCCCCGCUCCCGUAAACCUGGUGCAGUCAUUGAAAGCUUCGUCAACCACGCCCCAGGGGUCUUCUCAGGAACAUUCUCCGGCACUCUGCACCCCAACUGCCAGGACAGCAGUGGGCGGCCCCGGCGGGACAUCGGUACCAUCCUGCAAAUCCUCAAUGACCUACUGAGUGCCACUCGGCAUUACCAGGGCAUGCCCCCCUCCCUGACCCAGCUCCGCUGCCACGCGCAGUGUGCGCCUGCCUCGCCCACCCCGGACCUCACCCCCAAAUCUACCUCCUGCGAGAAGCUGGCCGCCACCCCGGCCUCACUGAGCCAAGUCCGCAUGUGCAAGCCCCCCGGGGACCGGCUACGGCAGACAGAAAACCGAGCCACACGCUGCAAAGUGGAGCGACUGCAGUUGCUGCUCCAGCAGAAGCGCCUGCGCAGGAAGGCCCGGCGGGAUGCCCGCGGCCCCUACCACUGGCCCCCCAGCCGCAAAGCGGGGCGCAGUGACAGCAGCACCAGCGGUGCCGGUGCCAGCCCCACCGAAGCAGCCAGCCUGGGCCUCGACUUCGAGGACUCGGUGUGGAAGCCAGAAGUGAACCCCGACAUCAAGUCUGAAUUCGUGGUGGCCUAGGAAUGAACCGCAGCCCCCUGCCUUGACCCAGGGCGGAGGGAAGGGGACUCCCCUUCCUGGCCAGCCGCCAGUGGGGUCCUGAGGGGGUUGUUUUGUUUUUUUAAUUUCAAUUCUCACCAUGAUUUUUCUCUGGACUCUAUUUCUCUCAAGUUCACCCCUGCCUCCUUCCUCAGCUCAGUGGCCCCUUUCUUCCUGGCCCCUCCACAGACACCCCAUUUCUCACCCCUCACCCCUUUCUGUCUGUCCAGCCCCUCACACCCUCCUUCGAGCCACUGUCCCCCCAACUUCCCCAGCUCCCGAUAAUGUAGCAGACUUUCCCAGGUGGAAGUGAGCUGGAGACACAGCCUUGUCGUUCCCCCCUGCACCCCCACUUCCCACCCUCUAAGUCAAAUGAAAAUCCUCAUUAUGCACUUUACAGAUGAGGGGGACUGCGGAGAGAAGGGCGCAGCUGGGGUGCCCUCUCCAGUCUGUCCCAUUUGCCCCCCAUGCCCUCGCCACUGCUCCCCACUUUUUGUCUUUCUUUGCUCCCCACCAACACCCAAUUUUUUUUUCCUCCUGGAACAACCAAGCCGAUUCAGGGGAGAGGCCUAUCCAGGCCCGCCUUGGGGUUCAGGUGGGGGUUUUAGGGGAGGGUACAGGCCCUCCCCGCUGCCACCACCCACCAUGGGCCACCACGCACUGUGUGAUUUCCGCCACCACCCACCCCCACCCCCUUUUUUUUCUGAGCUUGGGGUAUUUAUAGACUUCAUUUCUGACUGAGCCAAUAGUUGGUUGGGAACCCUUGAAAAGUCAGGAGAGGCAUGGCUGUGUGGCAUGGGGGGGUCAAGAGAGGACUCCCCCACCUCAGCUCCUCAUCCCUUCCCGGCCAGAGGGAGCUGGGAGUGGACUCAUGUUUGGGGGGACCCUCUGGUAGCCGGACUGGGGAGGGGGGUGCUGAGCUGUGAAUUCCCCCAGCAGGGGCUAGCUGUGUAGCAUUAAUCCCCUGGGGGGGACAUCGCUGCUGGUCUAAUUGACCUUCCCCACCCGAGCCCAGCCCCCCCCCCAAGGUGGGGGUGGUCUGGAACUAGAUCCCUGCCUCCCCCACUCCCACGGGGCCAUUCCAUAGGGUAGUGUUUUUCAUUCACUUUUUUUUUUACUGAUAAUGGAGAUGUUGGGGUCCUGCCCUCCACACCUGUCAAGUCUCGUCCUGACCCUCCCUGUCUCCCCUCCUGUCUCAUUCUCCUUCGCGGCGUACCCUGCCUGCC